UCUGCUGCCGCGUUGUGCAUCCAAGUUGGAUGCUUGUCGGAUCCAGUCGAAGCACAGGGUCUUUCACAUUUCCUGGAACAUAUGGUCUUCAUGGGCAGUAAGAAAUAUCCCACAGAGAAUGAUUUUGAUGCAUACCUGAGCAAACGUGGUGGAACGUCAAACGCGUGGACUGGAUUGGAGUAUACUCUAUUUCACUUUGAUGUGAAGCGGAAACAUUUUGCCAAAUGUUUGGAUCGUUUCGCUCAAUUCUUUAUCGCACCGCUGCUGGAAUCCAGUAGCACAGACCGUGAACUGUCUGCUGUGCAUAGCGAAUUCGAGUUGGCCAAUGCAAGAGAUUCCAGUCGUCUCCAGUUCUUUCUGGGCACAUUGUCCUCGGAAGGCUCUCCAUUUCGGAUUUUCGGUUAUGGUAACAUUAAAUCUUUACGAGAAAUUCCCGAACAGAAUGGUACCGAUAUCCAGUCGCUGUUACGCAAACAUCGGGAACAAUCGUACUCAUCUCAACGCAUGACACUUGCGUUGCAUUCCAAAGACACGUUGGACAAUUUGGAGAAGUUAGCUCGUGAUCUGUUCUCAGGUGUACCCAACAGUGGUGUAAAUCCUCCGGAUUUCACUCUUUACAAAGAUCCUUUCAACAAUCCAUCAUUUAACAAAAUUUAUAAAGUAUGCCCUCUCGGGGAUCGGGAAAAAUUGCGUAUUGUUUGGUCUCUACCGUCGUUAAAGGACAAAUAUGAGUACGUGUUCUCAUUUCGCCCCCCCCCAUCCACGCCAAUGGGCAUUAUUUCCUCCCUUCUUGGUCACGAAGGUCAGGGGAGUGCAUUGGCAUUGUUGAAAGAAAAAAAUUUGGCGGUCUCGCUUGCCUGUGGCGUAACUCCUACAUCGGACACGGAGAACUCCAGUCUUUGUACCGUGUUCGUGGUCUACAUCACACUCACAGAUCUCGGACGAGAUAAUGUGUCUGACGUCUGUCUCAUCGUGUUCGAUUACAUGAAAAUGUUACUCCAGUCUGCAAUCGCUAGUCAACAACACAUGCCUGAAUCCACGGCGAAUGGGGCAUUGCCCAAUAAUCACGUGCAGGACAAUCCAGGUGCAUCAGUCGAUACGGAACGUGAGGUGCACACAUUUCGCUCGUAUCUGCCCGAAUAUCAGUCCACACGAAAAGCGGCAUUCCUGUACGACGAGCCUCAGGAACCGGAAGACACUGUAGUCCAUGUGGCAAAUAUGAUGCAACUCGUCCCACCAGAAUGUGUAUUUUCUGGCUAUAGUUUGCUCAAGCAUAUCGAUUUGUCGGUAAGUUAG
Messenger RNA from Echinostoma caproni, 1296 nucleotides. The record is from the annotation of a GenBank genome assembly. NCBI's taxonomy places the organism in Eukaryota, Metazoa, Platyhelminthes, Trematoda, Plagiorchiida, Echinostomatidae.